AUGGCCCAGCUAUCAUCCCCUACUCCUACUGUUCCUCGACGACGACGACACUCUGGUACCACGAGUGAUUCAGAUGACUUGCGUUCUGCAUUACAAUCUGCUCGUAAGGCGAACAGUAGCGGCAGGGUAGACCCGCCUCCAAGGCCAAAAUCUACGCCUGGAGAGAGGCCAGCACUAAGAAGGAGACAGAGAAGUCCGAGUGGCAGUGGAAGUGAAUACGAGGACAUAGAGAUGACAGUUCAAGAAGAAGAAGCUAUAAACACCGACCAAAACACUCUUUUAACAACGACCACGAUGGACCGGCCCACCAAACCGCUUCCCACCAAAUCACUCAACCCUCGAGCUCAGGCAUUCAGUAUCACAGUCAAUCCUAAUCUUCCCAAUCUCUCCAAUCCUCAUCUCCUUCCUGCCACGGCUCAUGUUCCUCGGGGUCCCGCUGCCAAUGGUGCAGGUAUCACCUCUUCAUCGGUACCCAGGCGGCUUUUCGUCGUUCUUGAACAAGCUUGCCUCGAAGCGUAUCGUAUCUCAUCAAGCUCAAAAUCCAACGGCAAAAAAGGCAAGGACGGUGAAGUCAAGUACACCCUCUUGAACUGCGAUGACCAUCAAGGUAUUUUGGCCAAAACCGGUCGGGACAUCGCUGAUGCUAGGCCCGAUAUCACUCAUCAAUGUCUCCUCACCCUUCUUGAUUCACCGCUCAACAAGGCUGGCCUACUCCAAGUCUACAUCCACACAGCCAAGGGUGUUCUCAUCGAGGUCAAUCCUCAUGUGAGGAUUCCGAGAACAUUCAAGCGGUUCAGCGGCUUGAUGGUUCAACUUCUGCAUAAAUUAUCUAUCAGGGGUGUCCAAGGUUCUGAAAAGCUACUAAAAGUUGUCAAAAAUCCUGUUGUAGACCAUUUCCCCCCUGACACUUACAAAAUCACACUUUCUGGAGAUGCUCCCCUUCAAAAACUUUCAACAUACCUUCCCACCCUGUUUGAUCCACCCGCAGCCAAGAACUUGGCUGUAUUCGUAGGCGCUAUGGCUCGCGGUAAGGACGAUUUCGCCGACGCUUAUGUUGACGAGAAAAUUGGUGUCAGUCAAUACGCAUUAAGUGCUAGCGUAGCGUGCGGGAAGUUUUGUUGCGCUUUAGAGGAGCUAUGGGAUGUCGCGUAG
Messenger RNA from Lentinula edodes (shiitake mushroom), 1152 nucleotides. Its product is annotated as Alpha/beta knot methyltransferase. The coding region runs from base 1 to 1152 and encodes 383 amino acids. Gene Ontology annotation, cellular component: nucleolus; small-subunit processome. Gene Ontology annotation, biological process: rRNA base methylation. The record is from RefSeq and is a predicted model, not a curated record. NCBI's taxonomy places the organism in Eukaryota, Fungi, Basidiomycota, Agaricomycetes, Agaricales, Omphalotaceae. The transcript is spliced from 7 exons. Gene Ontology annotation, molecular function: rRNA binding; rRNA (pseudouridine) methyltransferase activity.